Messenger RNA from Penicillium brasilianum, 2595 nucleotides. The record is from the annotation of a GenBank genome assembly. Lineage: Eukaryota; Fungi; Ascomycota; Eurotiomycetes; Eurotiales; Aspergillaceae.
GCCGAUAUCAACCCUCCUUUAAAAUGAACCCAGGUCUUCUAGAUGGGUUUCCAUUCAAAAUUUGACCCCCCCCUCUAUUUUCUCCCCAUCAGUCAGAUCUACCGCCAGGACUGACCUGAGACCCAAAUUAAUGCUGCUCAUCCCCCCCUCUAAACAGCCUACAGAGUCAUCCUAUAUCGGACCCAUCUCACCCGUCUGACCCGUCCUGCUCCCUCCGAGAAGGAUCCAGACUGGUGAUCCUUUUACCUUUUGUUCUCGGACUUCUGACCGGAAUUGAUUGAGACUUUAGGUAUCUCUGUCUGCUUAGAAAUGUCUCCUUGCGGUGAACAAUUACGUGCUCCUUCUCGGGCAAUUAUCCCGCCGGACCAGAAAUGAAAAAUCUCUACACUCACCACUCUUUUCGCGGGGCUUCCUUCGUAGAUGUCCUUCGAGCAACGUAUUCGCUAAUCAACCUCUUUUCCCUUUUUCCUUCGGGCCGCAGACUACAUUUCAAAGUCUAUUAUCCUUGUUUCUUGACAACUCGCUCCGGGUUGUGCCACCACCUCCGUUCGCAUCCGGUCUCGAUUUAGCCUUCCGGACCGUACAACUUCUGGAACGCCGCCACCCCUCCCUAUGUACCUGGUAAUCCCGAGGAACAUCAUCCCGCCGCCUCUUCUCUGCGUAUUACAUAUCCCCCCCCAGAGACUCGUGCUGUACACCUUCACACUUGCAUGAACCCUCUUGAAUCUGGUCCGUUUCUGCAGUUCCAGAUCUGCAUGGGCGAGUCACUCGUCUAUCGCGUGCCUCAACUUUAAGCCCACGUGCCCGUUCUCGUGCUCCCAUCUCCGGGCCCUGAUCCUUGUGAAUUUCUCCCUAUUUACAUAACAAUGCUACCUCCCGUGCCUUCGCUGGCAGACUACGGCAUCUCGCCCGAUUAUGGAUUUCUCUCGCCAGAGCCGCCCCUGGAGACUUUGCCAGAUCUUUACUACGCCAAGUGGGAGGCAGUCGUCGCAAACCUGCAGCCGUUACUGCUAAGCAAGCGCAUUCGACAAGUGGUGGACCGACUGCCCAUUCUCUCCACGGAACAUUUGCAUACAGAUGCCGAGUGGCGUCGAGCUUAUGUCGUCCUCGUGUUCAUGCUGCACAGCUAUGUCUGGGGUGGAGAACGUCCAGCCGAGAGGAUCCCUCCACAAUUGACAGUUCCCUUAUUCGCAGUCUGUGAGCGGUUAGAAGUACCCCCAGUUGCAACCUAUGCCGGUGUCUGCCUCUGGAACUACAAGCCGAUCUUCCCGGACGAGCCCGCCGAUAGCCUAAGCAAUUUGGCCUGCCUGCAAACCUUCACCGGCUCACUAGAUGAGCAAUGGUUCUACUUAGUCUCCGUAGCCAUCGAGGCGCGGGGUGCCCCAUCCAUUCCUCUGAUGCUGCAAGCUAUCACUGCAGCCCGGUUGGGCAAGACUCGCGUGGUAACCGAAUGUCUCCAGCGCUUGGCGGAAAUCCUAGAUGAGAUUACCUCGUUGCUCCAGCGGUUAUACGAAAACUGCGACCCAUAUGUCUUUUACAAUCGCAUUCGACCCUACCUGGCCGGUAGCAAGAACAUGGGCGAUGCCGGACUACCACAAGGCCUUCUUUACGACGACGGUCGCAACCCACCCCAGUACCGCCAAUACGGCGGUGGAAGCAACGCUCAAAGUUCACUUAUCCAGUUCUUCGAUAUCGUGCUUGGUGUCGAGCACCGCCCGACUGGGGUGACUCGCCAGGACCGGAGUACAGCUCCACCGACCGAAGACGCUCCCAAGUCCCGUCAUGGAUUCAUUCACGAGAUGCGCGCGUAUAUGCCAGGUUCUCAUCGACGAUUCUUAGAGGACGUCGAUUCCAUUGCCAACAUUCGCUCCUUUGUCCAAGCGCGACAGAGCGAUCCCGCGUUGCGGCUCGCCUACGACGCCUGCCUCUCCAUGCUGCGCAACAUGCGCGACAAACAUAUCCAAAUUGUCUCGCGCUAUAUUAUUGUUCAAUCUCGUGGUGCUCGUCGAGCAUCGCAGUCUGGCCAAGCACCGCCAGCGAUGAACCUUGCCACGGUCGUUCCCACUGACAGCAAGAAGCUACGUGGAACGGGUGGUACCGCACUUAUUCCGUUCCUCAAACAGGCACGGGAUGAGACCGGCGAGCCUGCGAUUGAUGCUUGGGCUCGACGGCUGCUCAGCAAUAGUCCGGGAGUUCUCGAUUCUGUCGCCUUGAGCAAGAUCGGUGAGCAGCCGGACGGUCAUCUCGAAAUCGUUGGAUUAUGUGGGAGCUGGAAGGCAGAUGAUAGCGAAGGUGGGAUCUGCCAUUGGUGAUCUCAUUGCUAGAUCCGAGAGAAUUACUAGGUGGUGACCGUUUGUCUUGUCUUCAUUCUCGAGCGUUGCAUUUAUCAUGAUCUGCGUUUCUUUGCAGUUGCAGCGAAUAUGGGUACCGGGCGUUCUGGGAGAGUUUCUAGCGUGAUUCACACGUUUCUUUGUACAUACAUUUUUAGAGUCCUAGUGAUGUACUAAUCACUUUCGUAUAUUGCAACAAAAUCAAGGUAGUCUACCGAGUAAAUCGGGGUGACGGUGACAGCGUCAAAGGGCUUACAUCAGCGAU